This is a messenger RNA of Neodiprion fabricii, 891 nucleotides long. RefSeq names its product chymotrypsin-2-like. The transcript has 5 exons. NCBI's taxonomy places the organism in Eukaryota, Metazoa, Arthropoda, Insecta, Hymenoptera, Diprionidae. Gene Ontology annotation, molecular function: serine-type endopeptidase activity. The record is from RefSeq and is a predicted model, not a curated record. Gene Ontology annotation, biological process: proteolysis. Bases 44 to 787 code for a protein of 247 amino acids.
UUAAAAGCCGAAAUUUGCAUCAGUCUUUACUACACUGGACACGAUGUACCGUUCCCUAGUCCUGCUCUUGGCUGUGGCCGCUUCCGCUUACGGCGGUAGUGUUGGCGAGCGUAUCGUCGGCGGAACAGACGCCCCCGACGGAGCUUAUCCUUACCAAGUCUCUCUGCAGACUCUCCUCAGUGGACACUUCUGCGGAGGUUCAAUAAUCAACGCACGAUGGAUCCUCACCGCCGCCCACUGCGUUAUGAGUUACCAACUAUGGCCAGGUAUGGUUCGAGUCCGCGUUGGCACCAACGACCGCCGCUCCGGUGGUUCCUUCUACAUCGCAAGAAGAGUUCUGAUCAACCCUGACUAUUCCGCAUCAGAUUUCCGCAGCGACGUUGCCUUGAUCCGACUCACCAGUAGCAUCACUUUUACCGAAAAAGUCCAGCCAAUCGCUUUGCCCACCGAAGAUUUCACCAAGGUCAACUAUCCCGCAGUGCUGACCGGCUGGGGAAGCAUCGCCUUUCCAAGCGGCAGCAGUCCCAGACGCCUCCAGCACAUCACCCUGAACAUAAUCGACCAGGAAGCGUGUUUGGCCAGAGACUGGAGAACCUCGGAAAGCAACAUCUGCACGCUUACGGUAGCCGGAGAGGGCGCCUGUCACGGGGAUUCGGGCGGUCCGCUAGUCGCCGACGGAGUCCAGGUUGGAAUCGUUUCAUGGGGAACACCAUGCGCGGUUGGUGAACCGGACGUAUUUGCCCGCGUCUGGAGCUUCAUUGACUGGAUAAACGAAAACGUGAACUGACGCGGUGCCGACCCAUAAAAAGUGACGGUGUUCGCUUGGAGUUACACCAAAGUGCAAUUUUCUGGUUUAAACAAAUAAAUCCGUAACGCAUACGACUUAUCCAA